CGGCUGCCGCGGCGGAGCAGCAGCGGGAAGGCGUGUGGAGCCGCCGUCGCAGCUGUGCCGGCGGGGGAAGGCUCCCCGCAGCCCCGGGGGUGCCCCCAGCAGGGCCGGGGGUGCGGGCGGGCCCCCCACCAUGGCCUUCACCAUGCUGCGCCCCGUGGCCGCCCGCGUGCUCUACCCCGACCUCAGCAUGCUGUCGGAGGACGAGGAGAACCGCAGCGAGAGCGACACGUCGGACCAGUCGUUCGGCUGCUGCGAGGGCGCCGAGGCUCGCCGCAAGCUGCCGCGGAAGCCGGGGCCGAUGGUGAUGGUGAAGCAGAGGCAGGCGGCGAACGCACGGGAGCGGGACCGGACCCAGAGCGUCAACACGGCCUUCACCGCCCUGCGGACCCUCAUCCCCACCGAGCCCGUGGAUCGGAAGCUGUCCAAGAUCGAGACGCUCCGCCUGGCCUCCAGCUACAUCUCCCACCUGGCCAACGUGCUGCUGCUGGGCGAGGGCUGCGAGGACGGGCAGCCCUGUUUCAGUGCCAUCUAUGGCGCCAAGGGCGACCUGGACAGCAAACAGCCCCGCAGCAUCUGCACCUUCUGCCUCAGCAACCAGCGGAAAGGGGGCAGUCGGAGGGACCUCGGGGGCAACUGCCUGAAGGUGCGAGGGGUGACGCCCCUGCGAGUGUCGCGGAGAUGAGCCGGGCUCCGGCAGCACCCGCCUGACACAGCGGCAGAGGCAGACGGAGCCCGCACACGCCAGCCCAGAGACCGCAGCGGGGAGGGAGGGAGCUGCUCACCUGAGGUGGCAGCGGCCGAGCCCAGGCUGGCACCACACCGACACUGGCCCUGGAGCCGGCAGCGGGGCGGGAGGACGCUCCCGUGGCCGAGGCUGCCCAGGCGGGGCAGGGCCGGGGAGGGGGUCCCCGCGCCCCGGGGCUGGACUGGAAGGGUCUGUGUGCGGCCGGCGUCGGGGCGCUCCCGGGGGACGGCGUCGUGGCCCUGGGGAUGCUGG
This is a messenger RNA of Passer domesticus (house sparrow), 997 nucleotides long. It is a transcript of the gene TCF15, whose product is annotated as transcription factor 15. The transcript is spliced from 2 exons. The record is from RefSeq and is a predicted model, not a curated record. Lineage: Eukaryota; Metazoa; Chordata; Aves; Passeriformes; Passeridae. Gene Ontology annotation, biological process: regulation of transcription by RNA polymerase II; developmental process. The coding region runs from base 131 to 682 and encodes 183 amino acids. Gene Ontology annotation, molecular function: DNA-binding transcription factor activity, RNA polymerase II-specific; protein dimerization activity; RNA polymerase II transcription regulatory region sequence-specific DNA binding.